Mizuhopecten yessoensis (Yesso scallop) is the source of this 3968-nucleotide messenger RNA. RefSeq lists its product as uncharacterized. The record is from RefSeq and is a predicted model, not a curated record. Gene Ontology annotation, molecular function: lipid binding. Bases 128 to 3481 code for a protein of 1117 amino acids. NCBI's taxonomy places the organism in Eukaryota, Metazoa, Mollusca, Bivalvia, Pectinida, Pectinidae. Gene Ontology annotation, cellular component: extracellular region; membrane. The transcript has 5 exons. Gene Ontology annotation, biological process: lipoprotein metabolic process; lipid transport.
UAAAAACGAAGUAGCAGCUGGGAUAAUUCUGCUGACCAAACUAAGGCUCUACAGCAGUUGUGUGUCCUCGACGUCCGAUAUAUAGAAUGACAUACGUUCAGGAAUAAGGGACAGUACAUUUAAAGAAAUGGAUUUUGGUGAGUUGCUGUUCAGGAAGUUGGAAGAGACAGGACUUGAUGCCAGCGACGUGGACGAUAAGGAGGAUGACUUUUACAGAAUCAUGUCCCAUACAAUGUAUGGGGAUGCAAACAAUCAUGCCAAAUGUAGAGAAAGUAUCUGUAACUUUCAAAUGGAACCAGAGAAUAUACACUAUUUUGAACUAUUUUUGCAAAGAUCCUUCACCGAAAGUCCACACGAUGUAUCCACACAACAGGCAUUUUUAGAUGACGUUAAAAAAAGCAAAUCGUUUAACACACCUCCUACUGCACGUGAGAUAUACGCGGCCUGCGAGCUUAUCGGACGACCCAUAGAGGCUUUGGUGUGUGACUUAAGCGGGGACGAUUCGGUCCCACCACGGCUUCAGUGGAGGCUUUUUGUCCCUGUCCUUGGAAGAGUGGAGCCAAACAUAAAUCGCAACCUCAAAAUGGUGAUCUUGUUGACUACACAUAAGACAAUAUUUCAUGGAUUCAAACAAAUAUUAGAAGAAUCUGCCUGUUCGCCCAGCCGAAGUUCAGAAGCUAUGACUAACCAAAGCAUCAUUUGUCCAAUGUCGGAAAGCACCACCAAUCAAAGUCAAGUCAAACAUAGGCGUUGCUAUGGCAGUAAGUUUUCUAACGAGUUAUCUGUGUCUCCUUCGUCUGCAGAGGAAGAAAACUCUUCUGGUGUUAGUGAAUGGAAGCCGAACACAGAUAACGACACAUUCUACCAGUGUCUAAGUCAGGAAAUGUACGGCGCCAGUUACCAUUGGAAACGAGUUAAGAAUUUAAUCUGUGCAUUAGAAGAAGAGGAAGAGAGCAGCGAUGUGUUUGCGGCUAUUAUCACAGACAAAGAUUCAGACAAGGAUCAGGCACUUAAAGAACACAUUUUGAAAAUAAAAGGAGAAAACAGCAAACCGACGAAAACCGAGAUAUAUGGUGCUGCAAGUCUUCUUAAUGCGCCUGUUUAUGUUCUAAGUUUCAUCAAUGGUGCAGACACGUGGGAAAUCUAUCCACCAAUCAGAAAUAGGCUUCAGAACGUGCGACCAAUGGAUUCCUUUGUGGCGUUGAAAUGUGCCAAUUUGACCGAUAUGUACUCUGUUGUACUGACAUUUGAUGCAGGCGGUCACAAUCUUAGAGAGACGGCGCCCAAGGUUCCUGGAAACCUGUUCACGAUUAGAGAGCAGAUCGCAAGUAUUGCACGUGAUAUGUUGGCAAGAAGAGUACCUUGUUGUGAGGAACAUCAUCAUUUACCACACAUGUACUCUUCAGGGAGGGAUAGAGUCCGUCAGACGAGGAGGAACCCAUUCACCGACCCGCCAUCUAACGUUCGGAAUGUACUCAAACUUCUUCGCUCAGAAGGUCGGGAACUGGAGAAGAUCGAAGCCUACGAUUCCACAUUGUUCCGCUGCAUCAGUAAAGAGGUCUUUGGAACGGAGGAGGAGUACAAGUCUAUCCGCGACAACGUUUCUGAUGCCUGUGCACAGGUUGAUGGAGACCAAAUGCCCUCGCUGAUGAAUAUGAGCGAACAUGACCAAGGGCGGGUUGUUCAGGCGCUAGCAGAUUGGUUACGUGUUUCUGUAUAUAUCUUCACGCAGGUGGGUGGGAGCAGUGGGGUGCAGUACCAGUGGUGCCCUUACCAUCCCUCUAGAUCGCAGACCGAGGACGACUCCAUCCACUCCCUUGGGUGUCGUUACUACAUUACGCUUUUCUAUGAUAUGCGAAGCCGGAAGUUCGACAGGGUUAUCCCGAUCAGUGGGUGUAACUGCCAAGUCAUGUCGCCAAUCCCACUUUUCAUGGAGACAAAUGGAGAUCUCCAAAAUCCUGGCGUCGUCAGGGUUGCUGAAUCUGAUCGACACAUGACCUUAAAGCAACGUCUACCGUCACCGUUCAUUGAGGAACAGAUUACAAGUGAGGUACGAAGGCCAUUAAUGGCACGUCAGUUCUCCGAGUGUUACAGCGUCCUGCACGAACGUCAGGACAUGUCGGAUCGAUUUAUUGACUCCAUUUUUCAGGACUCGCAUUCUUUCUAUAGAUGCCUCAGCAAGGAGCUGUUUGGAUCACAGGAACACUUUGGGCUCAUCCGUAAACGUCUUUUAGAUGUCAUAGAGGAAACGCGUCCCGAACUUGAGUAUGAUCUAAGACAUCUCGCUCUGCUGCUGGGUAGGUCUGCUUUAACGGUGGAUGAACUGAAACAAAGAAUCUUGGACCUAGAAAAUGCAGGUAAGGAGGAGAUUUACCUUACCAGUGUUGUGUUUGCAACUUCCAUUUAUUUGCUUAGUAGAGAAGGUAGCCAAGAGAUAAACAAUUUUACAUGGAAACACUACUCCUGGAAUGUCAUGGCGAAAACCUGCGUCAGGCACGGCGCUGACAAGCGUAGUGAGGCGAUGUGCCCGUCCAACGGCAGAUAUUACAUUUCUCUUUUCCAGAGUUCUGCUGGCCAUUACGAUCGUGUGGUUCCCAAAUAUGAAUUGUGUAACUGUGUAUUGACACUCCCUGGGGACGCAGAGAUUGGCCCCCUGGACAUCGGUCAAAUCAAACUUGACAUUCCAAAACUGAGCUUUGAGGAGAGGAGUGUCCUUGUUACACGAAACGUCGACCUUUGUCUGACCAAGCUGAAGAUAACACUAAACACGUGGCUGCUGGUGAGCGAGUUGACAGAAGAGCUGUGCCAUCAGAUUGUUUCAGAGCUAGAAAACCGACGUUUUGGGGUCAACAUUGCCACCAUAGUGGGUGGAUCCACGGGCCUAAUAGGGGCGGGGCUAGCACUUGCUGGUGUUAUUGCUGCACCAUUCACAGCCGGAUUGUCGCUUGGGCUCACAAUAGCAGGGGCUGCAGUUGGAGGAGUGGGCGGGGUUACAAUGGCCGGGUCAAAGAUCACGGAGGUCGUUCUCGGUAGUAAGGCGACCGAUGUCCUCAAAGUCAAACAGUCUUUGCUUAAAACAAAAUCGGAUGAUUUGAAGAAAGUCAUAACAGAGUUUCAAAAGAGUGUUCAGACAAUGGAGGUUGACGUAAAGGAACUUCUGCGUGAAGAUAAUCUUCAGGUCUUAGACACAGCCAUCUUUUCAACAAUCAGCACGCUGGUCCGUGCACUACAUCACCUUUACGUCAUCCCCAUGACCGUUCUGAGGGUGUCGUUUCAAAGCGUUGCUGUGAUAUCCGCCAUCCUCAUCCCUCUCGCCGUCUUAGUUGACGUGGGCUCAAUUGCACACGCGGGAUGGAACCUAUCCAAGAAGUCUAGGACUAAUGUGUCCGAGGACUUACGGCGGAUAGCGAUCCUCCUCAGGUCGUGUAGGAUACAGCUGGACACGUGGGCUUACGGCAACGAAGAGGCAGAUGACCGCUGAUGAGACGUAGAUGGACGACCGCUGACGAGACGUAGAUGGACGACCGCUGACGAGACGUAGAUUGACGACCGAUGGUGAGACGUAGAUGGACGACCGUUGAUGAGACGUAGAUGGACGACCGCUGACGAGACGUAGAUGGACAUCCGCUGAAGAGACGUAGAUGGACGAUCGCUGACGAGACGUAGAUGGACGACCGCUGGUGAGACGUAGAUGGACGUCCGUUGACGAGACGUAGAUGGACGAUCGUUGACGAGACGUAGAUUGACGACCGAUGGUGAGACGGAGAUGGACGACCGUUGAUGAGACGUAGAUGGCCGACCGCUGACGAGACGUAGAUGGACGCCCGUUCACGAGAGUAGAUGGACGACCGUUGACGAGACAUAGAUGGACGACCGAUGGUGAGACGUAGAUGGACGACCGCUGAUCAGACGUAGAUGGACGACCGCUGACGAGGCGUAGAUUGACGACCGAUGGUGAGACGGAGAUG